This is a messenger RNA of Quercus robur (English oak), 261 nucleotides long. Its product is annotated as defensin-like protein 34. The record is from RefSeq and is a predicted model, not a curated record. Lineage: Eukaryota; Viridiplantae; Streptophyta; Magnoliopsida; Fagales; Fagaceae. Bases 1 to 261 code for a protein of 86 amino acids. The transcript has 2 exons.
AUGGCAUCAAGCAAGGUUUCCAUAGUGCUUUUCAUUACCAUGAUCGUUUUUCUGGCAUCCUCUAACGUUGGAGAAGCCUUGAGAUGGCGAACAGACCACACAUGCUACCAUAAGUGCGACAUAGCUUGCAUAAAUCAAAGAGGCCAUGACGAGGGUCGUUGCCAGGGUUAUUGCAACCACUAUUGCUCUGUUUUGGAUUGGAAAUAUAGAUGGCCUAUAGAAACUUUUGAAGUGGAGGGGAUAAAGCUUCAGAGCUACUAA